AUGCGGCAACAAAUGCAAUGCUGCUACACAAACGCCCAAGGGCUUUACUCCAAGUUGCCGGAAUUGCGCCAUCGGCAUGAAGCAGCAACUUGGGACAUCAUAGCAUUAACUGAAACCUGGCUCUCAAACGAGAUUUUGGAUCCAGAAAUUGAACUUAGUGAAAUGUCAGUCAUUCGAAAUGAUCGUCCAUCUCGCGGUGGUGGCGUUGCUAUCUACUACCGAGAUCACCUGAAAUGUGAAGCUCUCACUGAGCAUUCCCUUAUUAUCCCCGACGCCUUAUUUUGCCGGCUGCAGCUAUCCGGUCCCGAUGGUUGUCCUCAGAAGAAGACACAUGAUGCUUGCCUCAUAGCAGUUGUCUACAGGCCGCCGAACUCCUCCGCCGACAGCGAUGAUAUUCUGUUAAAUGCUCUCCAAUAUGCUAUGUCGAAAAAGUACUCACACUACCUAAUAAUGGGUGACUUCAAUGUACCGUCAAUAGCAUCUGUGUUCCCAAGUGGGCCAUGCUUCAAAUCAAAACUCCUUGAGUUCUUGACUAUGGCAGUUUUGUAUAACCAUGUGGAUCAACCAACCAGACACCGCGGUUCAAACAAGCCUUCAAUACUUGAUUUAAUCCUGACUAAUGAGGAGUUAAUGGUUGAGUCGGUUUCAUACAACCCCCGCUAG
Molecule: messenger RNA, 663 nt
Organism: Dicrocoelium dendriticum
Lineage: Eukaryota; Metazoa; Platyhelminthes; Trematoda; Plagiorchiida; Dicrocoeliidae
Source: the annotation of a GenBank genome assembly